AUGGCCCUCGACUACGGAAACGCCGCGCACCUGCUGCCCACAACAUACAAAAAGACCGUCGCCGACUGGCUCACCGAGGACACGCCGUCCUUCGACUACGGCGGCUUCGUCGUCGGCGAGGACGAGAAGACGGCCACGCUCUAUGGGAAGUCCGCUGGUGUUCUAGCGGGCGUCCCCUUCUUCGACGAGGUCUUUGCGCAAUUGGGGUGCACCGUCGAAUGGCACAUCCCCGAAGGCGCCUCCUUCACACCCAUCAAAUCCGUCGCCACCGUGCGCGGCCCCGCACGCAAGCUCCUCCUCGGCGAGCGCGUCGCCCUCAACACGCUCGCCCGCUGCUCCGGCAUCGCCACCAAAUCCCGCCACAUGCUGCAGCUCGUGCGCUCCGCCGGCUACACCGGCAUCCUCGCGGGCACCCGGAAAACAACCCCGGGCUUCCGCCUCGUCGAGAAGUACGGCAUGCUGGUCGGCGGCGUGGACCAGCACCGCUAUGACCUCUCGUCAAUGAUCAUGCUCAAGGACAACCACGUGUGGUCCAAGGGGUCCAUCACGCAGGCUGUUGCCGCCGCGCGCUCGGUCGGCGGCUUCGCAGUCAAGAUUGAGGUGGAGGUGCAGAGCGAGGAGGAGGCCGAUGAGGCGAUUGCGGCGGGCGCGGAUAUUGUCAUGUUGGAUAAUUUUAGUGGUGAGGGGUUGAAGGUUGCGGCGAGGAGUAUCAAGACGAGGUGGCAGGGGAGGAGGCAGGUGCUGUUGGAGUGCUCCGGCGGGCUGACGGAGGAGAAUGUGGCGGCGUAUUGUUGUAAUGAUAUUGAUAUCAUGUCGACGAGCUCGAUUCAUCAGAGCACACAACAUGUCGAUUUCUCGCUCAAGAUUGAUCAUUAG
This is a messenger RNA of Morchella importuna, 876 nucleotides long. RefSeq lists its product as uncharacterized. Gene Ontology annotation, cellular component: cytoplasm. The transcript is spliced from 5 exons. Gene Ontology annotation, biological process: quinolinate catabolic process; NAD+ biosynthetic process. Gene Ontology annotation, molecular function: nicotinate-nucleotide diphosphorylase (carboxylating) activity. The record is from RefSeq and is a predicted model, not a curated record. The coding region runs from base 1 to 876 and encodes 291 amino acids. NCBI's taxonomy places the organism in Eukaryota, Fungi, Ascomycota, Pezizomycetes, Pezizales, Morchellaceae.